Molecule: messenger RNA, 1653 nt
Organism: Schistosoma turkestanicum
Lineage: Eukaryota; Metazoa; Platyhelminthes; Trematoda; Strigeidida; Schistosomatidae
Source: the annotation of a GenBank genome assembly
AUGCUCGCCACAACUCUGAGAUUUAUUGUUUUUGUUACUUCGAACUACUCUUGUUUAUAUGAUCUAAAGCCAGUUCUUAUUGCAGAUUUUCGAACGCCCGGUGCAUGUUCUUUUAACCAUCUGGUAAGAUGUCAGCCCGAGCCAAAAAGCAGAAACCUGCAGAGUCUGAGAAAAAUGAAGAGCAAAGUUGAAGAGGCCAGGAAAACAUAUGAAGAUGAAAUUACAGCCCUAAGAAAUCUAGUCGAUGAUUUAGCCAAACAAAAAUCAAAAGCUGAACUAGAUUCCAAACAAUUAAGAGAUGAAUUAAAUGACAUGAAAAUGAAAGCUAAUAAACGAGACCAAGAAAAUCGUAAUUUACAGCGAAAAAUUGAAAAUCUUGAAAGGGAGUUGAGUAAGUAUAAGUCAGAUCAUGAGGCUUAUCAGCCUCUCCUUAGUGAUUAUCAUGUCUUAGAAAAACGGUUUGAAGAAAUGAAACGAGACCUUGAAGCCGAGACAUUGCUUCGAACAGAUUUGGAAAAUAAAAUUCUCGGUUUGAAAGAGCAGUUGGAUUUCCGUUCUCGACUGUUCGAUGAAGAACGUGAAAAAUUAGUUGAACGCAGUAUGUAUAUUGAAGAAGAGGUUGAAGGACGCAAACAGGCUGAAUACGAAAGUCGAUUGACAGAAGAGCUUAGAUCAAUUCGAGAUCAAACGGCAUGUGAAUUGGAAGAGUAUAAAAUACAAAUGGAAGAAACGUUUGAGAGCAAACUUGGGCAAUUGAAAUCAUCUGCAAAUUUCAGUGCCGAAGAUGCUAGUCGCCAACGGUCUGAGCUAUUGAUAGCUCGCAAACGUGCUGAUGAUCUUUCUCAUGACUUAUCAAAGAAGAUCGCUGAGCUGGAAUUGCUUCAGCGACGAGUUGCAGAUCUUGAGCGGCAACUAUCUGAUGAACGAAAAGAUUUUGAAUCACAACUUCAUUUCCAACGCCAAGAAGUGAACCGGUUAAAAGAAGAAUUAGAAGAAAGUUUCCGUGAAUUUACUGACCUCAUGAAUACAAAAAUUGCAUUAGAUCAGGAAAUAUUAAUGUAUCGAAAAAUGUUAGAAGGUGAAGAAUCAAGACUCAACUUGACACCAGCUCCUCGUGAUUCACCAUUCAACAUACCGGUGAAACGUAGGCGUAUGGAUGGUGACUUUGAAAGUGAUGAGUCAAGUGUCAAUCUAACUGGUUACAGUUCAUCGCGCACAAAAUUCGCCUAUAAAGUUUCAUUGAAUGCACAUGGACCUGUGGAAUUUUUCAAAGAACAAGAUACACAUGGCAAAUGGAUUAAAAUUCAUAAUACUUCAACUGAGGAAGUGAAUUUAGGUAGCUGGGAACUUGUUCAUGAAGCCGGUGGCCAUGAAACACGUUAUAAAUUUUCACGUGCUUUCUCCAUUAAACCAGGUGCAACAUGUACUAUUUGGAGUCAAGAUGCUGAAGGCAGUGCACACAAUCCUCCUUCAGAUUUAACUAUGAAAAAUAAAAGUUUCCAUCCUGGCACUGAAAUCACAAUCUUACUACUUGAUGCCGAUGGUGAAGAGCGAGCUAAAUGCACUGUAAAACGAGAAAAAGUUCGUGCUGGAGUAAAUUUUGAUCGUAAAUCCAAUGCUCGUGCGCAUGAUGAGAAAUGUCAUCUUAUGUGA